GUCAGUUUGUACUGCCAAAUACAAAUAUUGAGUUAUAUUCCACCUCAGGCAAGAAAUCGUAUAUGAAUUAACAAUAUUUGCCUUCAUUGGCUUGUUUUGGUUUGAUAUUAAAUUUAAGACAUUUGAAAGUGGAUGGUUGAAUCUACGAUGAAGAGGAUGAUUGGAAAGAGCAUCAACAGGACAGAGGGUGAUAUGGAGCAGGAGGACAGACGCCCCCUCACCAACCAAGGGGAAGAUGAGGAGGAGGAGGAGAAGGGGGAGGGAGAACGGAAGGAUUAUCAGUCCAGAAGAGUAGUCCAGGAGACAAGAAAGAAGAAGAGUGGUGACAACUGUUCGUCGUCGUCCUCCUCUUCCAUUCCCAACAUAACCAACAGUGAGUUCCCCAACCCCCUUCCCCACAAUUACGGCAGCAUACACACCCCCUCCUCCUCCCGGCCACUGACGACGACAACGGGGCCGGGUGUCGACUUGGAUGGGGGCACAUCGGGUGCCAAUGGGAAUACAAUGGGGGAAGAAAGGAGAGGAAGAUCGAACAGUGACAGCAGACUGAGACCCUCUCACAGUCAGACGGGGACGGCGGGACAGAGUGUGGAUAGGGACUACUGUCACUUGUUCAGCGGCGGCGGCGGCAGAAGAGGGGCAGAGGAAGGAGGAGGGAGCAGCAGUGUGUACAAGCGGAUGCGAAGCAACGAGGGACGCUCCAUGUCAUUCACUCGGGCAACAUCCGAGGGCAUUGGGGCGCGACAAGACAGCACUGGCCAUCUCACGUGCAGUCCAGCCGUGUCCCUGAGCAGUGCUUCCAAGACUGCUUCCAAACUGAAGAUGCCGACCAACAUGCACUUCCACAGCAGGGAUUUGAGGAAGGAGUUGGACAUGUUCAGCACACAGAUGCUCAGUCGCAGUGGCACUUUAUCAGGGAGACAGAGGAGCAGUAGCAGUGGCAAUGGGAGUGGCACUAGUAGCUGUAGUGGGACUUCGAGGAGUGAGGGGGAGACUUCAUUCAGCAAUGAGGGCAGCAGCCACUACCUCAACACAUUCAACGAGGCAGAGUGGGAUUCGUUCGUGGACAAGAUCAGACAUGUGUUGCGUCUCCACUUCCUCACCCCCUGGCAGAAGUGGAGUGUGAGGGGACUGCUGCCCCUCAGGGCCACCAUCCAACUCAUAUCAGUCAUCAUAUUCUCCAUACAGUUGGUGUUGUAUGCGAGCUACCAACAGGAGUACCAGCUGUUCAUGGAUGAAAACAGUGAAAGUAUGCAGCACCUGUUCCUCAUGGACUGGGACGAAGACUACACGAACCCAGACCACAAGACACCCUUUCCCUACUCCGUAUACAGACCACAACAGAUCUCCCAGUACAUCCAGUUCGCGGUGGACGAAUACUUCAACUUGGACCCGAAGGCCAUUGGAAACUGGACCUUCUGCAACGUGUCCGACCCAGACCAGGUGAGCAGUGAGCCAAUCAACAUGGAGCUGUGCAUCUUCCAGAACAAGUUUAACGACAACAACUCCACCUCACGCACAGUCGAGAUAGAGAUAGAUCCCCACAAGACAUGCGGCCUCAUCUCCUACCCACCUUCCGUGAACACUCCGGACUUCAAUCUGACACAGUUCCUGGAGGAGGAGUUCGGAGACUACCACCUAGAUCAGAAUCUGGCUCUGUUCCAGUCCAUCCAGCUCAGGUUCUUCCUCCUCAACCAACACUUUGGGGCACUCAACGUAUUCUUCGAGCCCAAUUGCUACCGUUUCCAGAACACAAUUGUGAUUGACAACGAGUACCACACAGGACAGGACCCGGUGUCCAUGGACAUCCAGAGCGAGACCCUCUCCUGUGCGGACAACAGCAACAUCCCAGUCUACUACUUGGACAACAACGGAGUGGAGUACGUGUAUGUGAUAGCCAGUGGCUGUCUGGACACCAUUGCUAUGGCCUGGUCUAUAUUACUCUUACUCAGCACCUUCAAGUCUGCUCGGCGCAAGUGGAUUCUCGGAACGAUUGUGCGCAAAUUCUGGCUGGUGCACAAGCAGAAGAAGCUCAACAUGCACGACCAGCUGGAGUUUGUGGACUUCUGGAACGGGCUGACGAUCGUGUCUUGCUGUGCAGAAGUGGUUGGAUCUCUAAUCAAACUCUUCAUCACCACAGAACUCAUCAAAUCCGGCUAUAGCGAGUGCUCCAUGUUCCUGGGCCUGGCCGUCAUGCUCAGCUACAUCGCAGUGCUUCAAAACUUCACUUACAGCUCCAAAUUCAAUAUUCUGAUUCUGGCUCUCAAGAUAGCCACCCCUCCUCUCAUGCGCUUCGGGGUCUGCAUCAUCGUCUUCUCCAUAGGCAACUCUCUCUUCGCCUGGAUUGUAUUUGGAGGCUAUCACUACAAGUUUGAGACCUAUGAACGCACAGUGCAGACCAUGUUCUCACUUACUAAUGGAGACGACAUUUUCAACACGUUCUCAGAAAUGCAUCGCAACAACAACAGAGGAGUCUUCGUCAUAAGCCAGUUGUGGAUCACUCUAUUCACAACUCUCUACAUUUGCUUCAUCGUCGGACUCAUCAUCGCGAUUGUCUCCGAAACCUACCAUGAGCUGGUGUCUGGGAUGCACAAGAACAGGAGUGAAAUCGAAUUGUUCAUGAACGAGAAAAACUCAACGGAGUCUGAUUACUUCGAAAAAACCACAACACGAAUGGGUUGCCGAGAAGCAUUCUGGAGAUUCAUUAGAUGCCAGCAACCCGGGAUUGACUUCGAUCGAAUGAAGAUAACUUUCGAAAAAUAACGACUCCAGAUUGAGAGAAUGGAAAAGAUGAUAAAAAAUGAGCAAAAAUUUUCACUCAAUAUACACAGGUAUUUUCUGAUCUAUAGGCUUCUCAGCCUCUGUCGAUCUGCUUCUUCUGUGGACGACCUAAUGUUAUGAUCAUAUUACAAAAUUACAUGUGAAUCUGAUGAUUUAUAUAUAUAAUGACAAGUUUUAUUUUGAA
Molecule: messenger RNA, 2965 nt
Organism: Symsagittifera roscoffensis
Lineage: Eukaryota; Metazoa; Xenacoelomorpha; Acoela; Convolutidae
Product: mucolipin-3-like
Exons: 12
Coding region: 133-2763 (876 amino acids)
Cellular component (GO): lysosomal membrane; plasma membrane
Molecular function (GO): NAADP-sensitive calcium-release channel activity
Source: RefSeq, a predicted model, not a curated record